AUAUUCCUUUAAUCUUAAAUAGAUAUUGACGAAUGCAUCUUAGGCAAGGAGAAGUGUUCCUCUGAUGGCAGUUGUGUUAAUGUUAUGGGCUCAUACGUCUUACUUUUCCGUCUUUUGUAACUCGUGUGUAGAUACUGAUGAGUGUACAUCGAGGAAACACGAUUGUUCCUUUGACGGGGACUGUGUUAAUGUCGUGGGUUCCUAUCAGUGCUCUUGCAAGCCUGGAUUUACUGGCGAUGGUAAAAUUUGCCAAGAUAUCGAUGAGUGUAACGAUGGAAGCCAUGAUUGUCACUUUGCGGCCGAUUGUACAAACUCCGCUGGAUCAUUCGACUGCAGCUGUCAAUCUGGACACCUUGGAGAUGGACGGCACUUUUGCUCAGAUAACUGGAAAAAGGUCAACAUCGAUCCUGUCUGUUUUGGGACAAAAAAUGACGACCACGGAACUUUUCAUAUCCAAGAAGCCGGUCAAAUCUACACAUUUAAACUUGUCCAUACAAGCGGCUCCGUGACAUGCGUAUCCAUUUUAGCAAUACCAACAAAGUGGGGAUGCUCAUUGCCAAUUUACGGAAAUCACAACCUAAUGACGGUGAUAACUUACAGCAACAAAACAGUUCUCCCGCUUACUGAGUUCUUGAAAGGCAACGACAGCACAUACUAUACUUACCAACUUGACGGUGCCGAUUUCAACUCCGCAACACUAGUGUUCAAGCUCUUCCCCACCCCACUGGUUGUAUUGGUUGGUCAGCAGUUCCAAUUAUGGUAUGCGCAUGACUUGGUUAAUUAUACAGAGGAUAAUAACGGUGGUAAGACAUGCGCAGACGUUUAUGCUCUGUACCACUGACACGGUUAAACGGUUGCGGCAACUACAGAUGACUUCGGUCGUACGUCUGCACUUUGCUGAAUCACAGCCGGCAAACAAUCGGAGAGCAGGUGGUAUUUAGUUCAUAAAGAAGGCACGGUAGAUGUAAUAUGGCUUCAAUCACUAGGUCCUUAAUGAAUGGUCCGUUCAGUUGGUACGAUAAGUAAGCUGAUUGGUUACCGGGACCCUAUAUUGACAAAUUCAGCAAGCUUCGACAUCGAUAUGGAAACGUAGUAGAUAAUUUCAUGUAGUAAUGCAAGUAUGUAAUGACGAAAAGAAAAAACAGAAAAAAAAGCAAUACUAAGAGUCGAGAUUUGCCAUGCCUCCUUAGCUAUUCACCAGCUUACAUUCAACGCACGCCUACUGCAUCAUUGUUAAAUAUUUCACAACAGUUAUUUUUUCUCUGCGGCUGAUGCUUAUGAAUUUGCUUUCUUUCAAUGAAAAUGAAUUGAAAAUGAACUUUAGUGUCCCAGAGCUCAUAAAAACUUCUAUAAAUGAUAAUCUCUUUUAUCAGCUCUUCUUUCAGAUAGCUUAAAUUUAAAACUGUCGAGUUUCAUUUUAUGCCGUGUUUCUGUUUUUCAUUAUCUUUACAGUGGAUUUGGGUCCAGAAAUCGCACUUUGAAUAGCUUGUAUUUAAUUUUAUCUUUAGUAAACAAACAAUUGAACUUAAGGAAAUUUUGAUUGGCAGUAAGAGCUGAUUGGGGUACCCCGUUGGUUUAAACAGUUAAAAAAGUGUCCUGUGGUAGUUGUAAUAUGCGUUGGACGCGUC
This is a messenger RNA of Pocillopora damicornis (cauliflower coral), 1628 nucleotides long. RefSeq lists its product as uncharacterized. The record is from RefSeq and is a predicted model, not a curated record. Gene Ontology annotation, molecular function: calcium ion binding. NCBI's taxonomy places the organism in Eukaryota, Metazoa, Cnidaria, Anthozoa, Scleractinia, Pocilloporidae.